This is a messenger RNA of Papaver somniferum (opium poppy), 462 nucleotides long. RefSeq lists its product as uncharacterized. The transcript has a single exon. Lineage: Eukaryota; Viridiplantae; Streptophyta; Magnoliopsida; Ranunculales; Papaveraceae. The record is from RefSeq and is a predicted model, not a curated record. Bases 1 to 462 code for a protein of 153 amino acids.
AUGAACCAGAGUUUGUUGGCGAAAUGGUGUUGGAGAUUCGGCCAAGAAAAAACAAGACUGUGGUACAAAAUUGUGGUAGAUAAACAUGGGGAUAACUUCUCCUAUUGGAUCCCAAGUAAGGUGAAGCAUUCUCAUGGUGUAUCAUGCUGGAAAACAAUAGCUAAUACAACUCAUUUGGUCAACACUCAUUCCUACUUGACUAUUCAUUCAGGAAGAGCAACUUCGUUUUGGCAUGACAUAUGGAAAGGAGAUGCCUCUCUUGCCUCCUUAUUCCAUUCUAUGUACAACUUAACCAAUAAUAAGAACGUGAAGGUUGCAGAUAUGGUCACAGUAGAUGGAAACUGGAGUUUUAAUUUCAAACGUAAUCUUACAAAUUCUGAAACAGAUAGGUUUGCUGAUCUGUUGUCUGUUAUUGGAAGCACUCCACCAGUUCUAGACAACCUUCCUGAUACUAGGCGUUAG